Messenger RNA from Limulus polyphemus (Atlantic horseshoe crab), 7093 nucleotides. RefSeq lists its product as uncharacterized. NCBI's taxonomy places the organism in Eukaryota, Metazoa, Arthropoda, Merostomata, Xiphosura, Limulidae. The record is from RefSeq and is a predicted model, not a curated record. Gene Ontology annotation, molecular function: protein binding. Gene Ontology annotation, biological process: signal transduction. The transcript has 19 exons. Gene Ontology annotation, cellular component: cytoskeleton. Bases 1 to 5136 code for a protein of 1711 amino acids.
AUGUCAAACAUUUCAUCGUGGUGGCGAGAAUAUUGGCUGUCGUCUUUAACAAAUGCCGGCAUGCAGACAGUGUCACAGUUUACUGGAGCAGUCAAAGACGUGUUCGAGUCAUACCAUCCUAAACUAGAUUCGAAUGAUUAUAAGCAGACAUCAACACAUAUUGAUCUGGACCAAAUUUCCAUGGACAAAUGUAAAGACCUAAUUGUAGACACGUUCGGGGUCAAAUCAAUUGAAUUUCACUACUGGCCUAAACCAAAAUGCCCGCGGAAGUUGAGAGUACCAGUAGAGCAAAGGAUACUACGACAAAAUCCAAUCAGCCCAAUACUCCGCCUACCUACACUAUUUCAAAGACGAAUCAGACUUGCACAUAAUACAGGCCAUUACAGCAAACUUUAUUGUCAUGAAACAAAGACCUCAUCAUUAUUGCCUCCAGUGGAGUCCUGGGAUUCAGGAAAAUUUUUCCUGCCAUAUGGAUGGGAAACAGCUGUUGAUGAGGGUGGAAAGACCUACUUCAUCAACCAUGUUAACAAGACCACAACAUAUGUAGACCCCCGCAAAAGAGUAGGUGAGGAUCCCCCUCCUGAACCUCGUGAUUUGGAACUCUUUCGGGAUGCUCAUUUAGGGUUUGGCUUUGUAGCAGGAAGCGAAAAGCCUGUAAUUGUCCGGUUUGUUUCAGAAGGUGGUCCAAGUGAGCAUCUGCUUUUACCAGGUGACCAGAUAAUAAAAAUUAAUGGUGAAGAUGUACUUAAAGCUCCCAGGGAACAUGUAAUUGAAUUAGUCAGAUCCUGUAAACAAUCAGUUCACCUGACAGUCUGCCAACCUCAGAGCAACAAUACAACUAGGAAGUCAGCACUACUCACUGCUGCUAAAAAAGCCAAGUUAAAAUCCAAACACCCAAGAGUUCACUUUGCUGAAGGAGUGGUUAUUAACGAGUCACCUUUGUUUAGUCCAACUCCAUUUGAAUCUUGUGUGCCAUGCAUGCCUAAUGUAUUGAAAGUUUUCCUUGAAAAUUAUCAAACAAAGUCUUUCAAGUAUGACAGUACAACUACAGUUCAGGAUGUUAUAAACUCUCUUCAUGAGAAGUUAUCUAUCCAGUGCCCAGACCACUUUGGAUUGGUUGUGGAACAUAUUAAGUCUUUAAAAAAAAAUAGACUGACACUUUUGGACCCUAAAGAAACACUAUCCAAGAUUGCUGCACGACCUGGAGCACACCACCUAAGAUGUCUUUUCAGAGCCACAUUUGUCCCAAUAGAUGCAUAUGAUCUCCUUCAGAAAGAUCCUAUUGCUUUUGAAUAUCUUUAUAUUCAGUGUUGUAAUGAUGUGAUCCAGGAGAGGUUAGCCCCUGAUCUGAAGUAUGAUCUGGUGCUACGGCUGGCAGCACUUCAGAUUCAUCAGCAUGCAAUGACCAGUGGUAUACAAGGAAAACUGACCAUCAAAGCCAUAGAGAAAGAAUGUGGGCUUGAAAGGUUUGUUCCUUUAUCUUUGUUGGAGUCAAUGAAAAGAAAGGAGUUAAGAAAGUUGUUGAGCCACUUUAUGAAACAGAACCAGUCUUUAACUGCCCCAGGACAGAAGCAGCUGACUGCACUACAGGCUAAGCUCCAUUACCUCAAAAUAAUCAGUGAACUACCGAGCUAUGGAGCCAGGUGGUUUGCCUCUAGUUUUAAGGAUUCUACGAUGGAGACAGCUCUUCUGAUUAGCCCCAAGUUUGGAAUUAGUCAGAUCAGCAGCUUGAAUAACACAUCACAACCUGUAACACUUGCCCAGAUUGAAGAAGUUUCAUCUCUAACAUUAAAGAAAGAAGAUGAAAUGUCAUAUAAUGUUGAGAUUCAGUUCAAGAAACCAGAUAUUGGGGCCCUUAACUUCAGCUUGGAAGAUAAGGAUACAGAUGAACUAGCCCUGUUGUUGCAAGGUUACCAUCAUCUUCUAGCAGGCUGUGACUUCCCUGUACACUGGGAUACUGGAGCUUCAUGGAAGUCUGAGAUAGCCCCCCUCUAUCAUGGAAGACACGCUGUUCAAGAAGCUCCAUGGAGUUAUCUUCCCUCAUCACACAAGGACCAAGUUGAUGAAGUUAGGACAAGGAUAGUUGAUUUGGCUGUAAUACCUCCAUCCUACUUUCCAUGUGAGCUGCCCCCUGACCGACAAAUACAGAGGAUCUCAUCUAGAGAACAGUUUGUUACUAUGAUAAACAGAACAGCAUCAGUUGACCACAACAUGAAUGAAACCCUUAGAAGUUCAGAAAUGAAAAAUGAUGAAGGCGAAACAAGAGACAGUGAAGGUCGAUUUAAUUUUGAAAGUGUUGUAUCAUUACAGCUGUUAGAAGAUGAAAGUGAUGAUAUUGACUUAACUUUAUUUGAAGCAAGAAAUGAGGAAAUUAUUCAGAGGGAAUAUGAUAUGGCCAAUAUGGUUCAUAAUGGUAAAAAUGAUCAAACAGAAGAUUUUCCACAUGAAGAGAAUCAAUUUCAGAUGAUUCAAAGUAAUAAAAGGAAAACUGGUCACUUAAAGGCUGUGGAUUCCCUGCUAUGUUUAAGCAAGUUUGAUAGCCAAAGAGAAGAAACCUACCUUAAUGUUUCACCCAAGAGCUUCAAAGAGAGACUUCCUGAUUUAGUUGCUCAUUCAGAAAGUGAAUCUGAUAGUCAGAGCACCCCUGGAAACAGCCCAUUACAUCUUUAUCCUCAUAUACAAAAUUCCACUGAGGGUCACAGUCAAUCCCAAAGGACGGGGUCAAGUUUUGGCCUACACAGUCCUGACAUGGAUGGAGAAAGCAAUAAACUGAUUUCUAUGCUUUCCCAGCUACAGUCCUCUAGUGAAAACCCUUUACCCUUUGCUGAAAGAACAUUUUACCUAGACCCAGACAUCAUUGAUCUAACUAUGAUCCUACCACCUGUCACAACAGAGCAGGACUUGCAUCAGAUUGAUUCUUCUAAUCACUUGAACAAUCCUCCUACACCAUUCGUUAACAAUUGCUUUUCUGUGUCUAUGGUUGCAACUGAUGAAAAUGUUGAUGUUUUGCAAGAUACAGAACCAAUGGAGGAAGAAAGAAUAUUUGAGUCAUCUUCAUUUGAUUCUGCACAAAUUGUUGGGAAACGGGACAAUUUCUGUGAUUCCCUGUCGGAUCUGAGUUACCAACAAGAUAGCAUUUUUCCUUUUGCCCUUGAAUCAGAUGGCCUUCCAUUUUCAGAUGACAUAAACAGUUUCAUUGCUAGUGUAACUGUGCCCCCUCCUCCAACAGAAAGUAGCACUGAAGAUAACUUGGCAUAUAUAAAUAGCCAUGAAGACCUUUCCACUUUAAUCAUUCCUCCUCCACCCAGUUCAGAUCUAAGCACACUACUUGAAGAUGAGGUAAUUGCUCGUUUCCAUCAGGCUACUGCUGACAUGCAACGAAUGUUCUCUCAGAAUAAUAAUCCUGAUACUGAACAAACAGAAAAAAAAGGACAGAAUUGCUUUUUCGAAGAACAAGACUAUAACAUUUUAGAAGUCAGCCUGAAAAAUUCUUCAAUAGUAGCAACAUCACAAGAAUACAAUAAAAUACUCCAAAGUCCUGUCCGUGCUAGUAGCACUAAUGUAUCAUCAGUCAAUCAGCUUUCAACAGUUCUUCCUGAUCCACCAGAAUGCACUAUAGAGGGAGAUUGUCAUGGAAGUGACUCAUCAGGUUAUGAGACCCAGACUUCUUCACUGGCAUCAUACAGUGAAAUGCUGUUGAGAGAUUUUCCUGUUUAUCAGAACCUGCAUGAAGAUCCUCAUACCUAUGCAAAUUUGGAGUUUACAUCAGACCCUGAUUAUGUGAACGUGAAGUGCUCAGAAAACCCAACCUCUAAAGAGAAUCAUCUGUUUAAAGAAUGUGUGUCUGAUUAUGAAGAAGUCUAUUUUCAAUUGAUGCCGGAAGUUAUGGCCCAUGGGCUAGGUGCAAGUGAUACCAUUCAUCAGCCUCCUAAAGCUCCACCCAGAACCAAAAAACUAAACCACAAUUUUCUCCCUAUAAAGAUGCAGACAGAAGCAUUUCACAGUGGGAGUUGUGAUGAUAUCCAAACCAGCACUAAGAAAGAAGACAUAACUGGUGAUGACUUAUCCAGUAUUGUUCGUUCUCAGUCACUAAUCAACCUGUAUAGUUCUUGGAAUCCAACUUCUUCUACAGACAGUAUUGUCAAACCACUGUUGCCACAAGCUGCUUCUCUUACUCCGGAUUAUAAGAAAAGAAUAACCAGAAAUCAAAGUGACCAGAAAAUGAACAUUCCAUGCCAAGUAAAUCCAUCCCACUUUAAACACUGGAGCAAACAAUUCAAGUCAGCAACUCUGGGCAGAAAAAAGUACCAUGGAGCAGGGUGGAGAAAGAUAAAUGGAUUCACUAGUGAUUCACUGCAUAACAAUCUUAGCCAUUCCCUAGAAGAUGGGAUUUUCAUGGAUGAUAUUUCAGAAAUGCUGAUUCUAGCUGCUCCUUCUCACUCUUAUCUAGCAGGAGACAUUGGUGAUACCUUGUUGCUUGGUAAUGCAUCAGUAUGCUCCAGGGCAAUGGGACUCCAAAAUUGCAUUUCUCCACUGAAAAGUAGCAGCUCUAACUCCCUUAUGAAUCCUAGAGACAUUCCAGUCAACAGUGUUAGUAGUGCUUUAGAAAAUAGUGUUGACAGUACAUUUCUGGAGUCUGAGCAAGGAGGAGAUUAUCACCAGGCUCAACAUGAAAUUGCUCUUAUGAUAUUGCAUCUGGAGGAUAUUUGUCACGCGUAUGUUAAAAAUGCUGAGACUAGUGUAUCUGACAUAAACAAGUUCAUUGCUGCCAAAGAAGCUCUAAUAACAGAAUCUCGUCAGUUUGUAACAGCUUCUAAGUUAUUUGUGAAAAGUGCAACAGGGUCAUCAGAUCAAAUGAUAGAACAUUUGAAUACUUGUGUUGCACUACUUGAUCGCAUUUUUACAGUCACCGAAUUAGUUAUCACUCAGAUGGUGUCAGCAAACUUGAUAGCAUGUUUAUUUGAAAAACUAAAAGAUGUAGCAAUAGCUUAUGCACGGACUGUUAGUGCUGCCCACCAGACUGUUGGGGAAGUUAUCCUAAAUUCUCAUUUAGGCAUCCUCAUGCAUGAAGCUACCUCACUUGCUUCUGCCUUGACAUCACUUAUGCGAACAUUGAGAUCAUUCAACAGUCCAUAAAGUGGAUUACUAAACAACCUCUUAUCUAACUUUCAUAUAAACAAAAAGUUUUAGCCUAGGUCUUCCAAUACACCACAAUCAUAGCUGUUGUUUUUUAUUGGUUUUGUUUUUACCUGGCACUGAAUGUAUUUGCAAGGUUUUUGAAUACAUUUAGAACUUUGUUCCCAUUUAUUAAUGAAACAUUUACUCAGAGUGCACAGACAUGGUGAAACUCUUCAUUUAAGCAUUUUGGAACAGUAUUCAUUAAAAGUUGAAAUAGGUUUUAACAUCUUGAAACUAAAAUUGUGGCUUUUUACUUUACUUGAUGGAUUCACUGAAUUUCUUCCUAAAUUGCAAAAGCAAAGGAGUUGCACUGAGUUACAGUAAAAUAAUAUAAUACAUAUUUCAUCAUUCAUUCCAAAGGAUCAUUUUUGGAUUGUCACAUAUAGAAUUCAGCUAAUAAUCUUUAAACAUUUCAAAUUACUUUGUCACACAUUUUGAUAAUCAGAGUUCUAUGAGAAUAACUUACUUGAAAUUUAGUUGAAAUUUCUUUUUUUUAUAAAGCAAUAGUAAAGGAAAACUUCUUUAAUAAUAGUAACAUAGAAACUUAUAAAUACAAUUUAAGCCAUAGUUUGACACAAAAUCUAUUAAAUAAUUUCAGAUUGAAUUUUUAUAAUACUGAAUAUAAGAUGGAGUUUUAUCAUAGGCACUAAAAUUAUAAAAUUCUUUUCAGUUUACACUUUUCCUGGUUGAAUGAAUUGUUCUAAGAUUUUAAUAUAAAUUUAAUUAACUUUCAAAAUAUACAGAAACUGCAUGUAAAAUGAAUUGUGAAAAAAAUUGUGAUGAGCUGUUAUUGACUAUUUCAUAUACUUCAUUUCAGUGUCUACCCAUGCAGUACUAAUCUCGCACCAUGUUGUAAUGAUCUUUCUUUGGCAACUUAACAAAUGUAAUAGUAACAAUUUUCUAAAUAUUUUUUUCUUCUGUGAACUUUUCAGAAUAUGGUUUUAUAAGACUGACUUUGUUACUCUUAAAGUCAAGGCUGCAUAAAUGUUUACUUUAACUUACUUUUAAAAACCAUAAUCAUAUUCCAUAUUUUUAUAACCAAGAAAAUCUUAUUUUUUAAUAUGAAAACAUAUUUUUUUUAUAUUUCUACAUGAUUAGUUUAAUGUUAAGAGCAUUUAUGGCAAAAAAUAUUUUGUUAAGUAAUGAAUCCUUUUAUGAGCUACUAAACAAUAUUUUGUUACAUUUUAGACCAUGUUUUUCAAUCGAAAAACAGUUGGUGUAAAUCAUGUGUUUUUUAUAUAACUAGUUAUUUUUUAAAACAUCGAUCUUAUUUUAAUUAUUCAGAAUUACAUAUUGCAGAAGAUGAUUAUUUUGUUCCAAGUUACAUUUUUUGCUAAGUUAUAUGUUUAAUUGGGAAAUGGCUUAAUCUUUCAGUUUUGGUAACUAUUAAACUCUUACUGUUUACACAAGAACAGAAGCAGAAUGUUCAUGACUAACCAAGAGCUGGAAGAAGAAUUUCAAAAAUUGUGUGUAUUUUGUACCUAUAAAUAGAAUAUACCAAAGAUAAAAUUUGGUGGGGUAUAUGCAUCUUGUUACAAAAUAUUACUUACUCGUCAAAUAUUUUGAUAAGGCUGCCACAAGGUGGAGUUUUGUAAAAGCUGCACAGGAACAGAUAUUAAUCUCAUCUUUAUUGCAGCGUAUAAAGUGUUGUAGCUGCAUAGAAAGGUCCAACUUGUUAGCACAACCUUGUAUGUAAUGUUGCUGUGUUUGUAUUAAUCUAUAUCUAAUUCUUAGAUAAGCAUUUUUUCUUUGUAAAUACAAAUCCAACAUUAGAUACCUAUUUAUUGUGAGUAGAAAGCAGGAUCACAUUUUUGUCCAGAAUAUGUAUGGUAUGUAAAGUCAAAGAAACCCACAGUUGACAAGAUCAGUGUACUUUUAUUAUAAAAUUUAUAAUUCAUUAAACACUUUGAUAUUA